CCAAUCCCAUCCUGGCCUUAGGUUCUAUUGUAGGCGGUGGUUUGGACGGUAGCAGUUGCAACUCUCGUCUGUUUUUCAUCUGAGACAAACAUCUCAGUUAUGGUGUAUAGUCGUUUUUUACUGAAUCUAAGUGAAUUGUUUGAUCCCCAGCUAGGACAGAUCUUAGUGCCAACGCUGGGCAGGCAGGCCAACACAACCGUCAGUAAAUCCCCCAUUGAAGCAGCAGCUGGCACAACCGUCAGUAAAUCCUACAAAAGGAGAAGGUUGCUUCAAAUCAUUAUGGUUAUUCUAUUAUUAUAUUUGGUGAACUCAUGGAAUUCCAUGGAACUGAUUGAAUGGAAGGAGCUUUUGUUGUUCAUACAAGUCACGUUUCUGAUUUUUUGGAUGAAUUGGGUGUGUGAAAUUGCAUGGAACUGAUCAAAUGAACAUGGAAUUUCUAUUGGG
This is a messenger RNA of Magnolia sinica, 444 nucleotides long. RefSeq lists its product as uncharacterized. Bases 100 to 417 code for a protein of 105 amino acids. NCBI's taxonomy places the organism in Eukaryota, Viridiplantae, Streptophyta, Magnoliopsida, Magnoliales, Magnoliaceae. The record is from RefSeq and is a predicted model, not a curated record. The transcript has 2 exons.